Halichondria panicea is the source of this 839-nucleotide messenger RNA. Its product is annotated as gamma-crystallin D-like. The transcript is spliced from 2 exons. Gene Ontology annotation, molecular function: structural constituent of eye lens. The record is from RefSeq and is a predicted model, not a curated record. NCBI's taxonomy places the organism in Eukaryota, Metazoa, Porifera, Demospongiae, Suberitida, Halichondriidae. Bases 81 to 728 code for a protein of 215 amino acids. Gene Ontology annotation, biological process: lens development in camera-type eye; visual perception.
AUAACCUAGAUCAUGGAUAGUAUAAAAGGAGAAGCAAGAAUAGAGUAAUUAUCAUAAAAAACAUCAUAAUCUCAUCAGCAAUGGCGGUCAAGUUCUUUGUUGCGACUCUCAUCGGUGUCCUCCUUGUGGAGACUGGAUUCGUGAGAGCUGAUCCACUGGUGCAGAAGAGCACUAAGGUGUUCACCGGGGUAGCAGCAACUCGAGAAAAGAGACAAACUAGAGUUUGUGAUUGUGAAGCUCAACUCUUUGAUGGACUGAAGUACAGUGGCAAGGAGCUAAUUGUCUAUCAACAAAACGCACGAUUUCAAAACGACUUGUUCACCAAUAAAGUUGAAACAGUUAAAAUAACUGGCAAAUGCGCAUAUAUGUUCUAUGACAAAGAAAACUUUGAAGGUAAUUCUUUCCGAUUUGAUACUGCAGGAAACUAUGGCAGCGAUAAACCUUUGAGUGAAAAUAUUCUAUCGGGUCGUGCCUUCCCUCCAAAAGGAACAGAUGCAAUCUGUCUCUUCGAAAAAAGUGUCCACCGUGGACGAAUGAUGGUCCUUUAUUCGUCCCAGGAUAAUAUUCCUGACAACGAACCUAUCUCUUCGGUGGUUGUGGUUGAAGGAAGUUGGACUUUGUACGAGCUCGCUAACUAUGGCGGCCAAUCCAAGACUAUUGGUAAAGGCUACUAUAUUAGUCUAUGGAAUCUAGGAAAAUUCAAGAUCCGCUCCAUUACCAAGAACUAAAUUAGUACUCAAGUGAACAGAAACACAUAAUUACAAAUAGUGUAGAUAAUGAACAGAAUUUGGUAGGUGACCAUAGAGAGCUAUAAUUAUCAUGGAUACUUUACUAGCAUA